UAUGGAAGCAAUCGAUGGUUUGAUACCCUAGUUCUUUAUUCAACAAGUCAUGUUCUUAUGUUUCCUUAUCCACAUCGGGCUUUCACCUUCUCAACACUUCCUUCCUGUGGGUGGCCUCUACUUUUCUUAGUGUCUCGUCCUUGCGGGAUGUAUGAUGGAUGUCAUCCAGAUCAUGGAUGACGGAUUGAUGGCGGAUGGCAUGUAUAUGUUUAUGUAUCAGUGUUGAGCCAAGCGAUUACCCCUUCACUCACUUACGUAAAGGGUAUGUGUUGGCCACAUCACAUGAGACUACCUCUAUCCAUCCAUGGGUUUCCCUCACCGAGGCCAUGUCUACUUCUUCUUAUCUUGCGUUUUACACCAUUGCUGUUCAUUCAGGGAGAGAGAGAUAUCAUGUCGUACGGGCCACUCGGCCAAGUGCUCUCCCUACCUGACUACGACGCUUUCUUACCAUACAAACAGUCACGGUUCUCAUCUCUACACCCACCUCAACAGGCAAAAGAUCUUUUUAACUACCAAAGGCGACAUAUGAACAAGCCAACCAUCUCCAUCAACGCCCUAGCCAAGACUAACGACACUAUAUCCACAAGAAAGAAAUCAAGCCACAAAAUCCCCGAAUCCUACCCUCCCCCCUCUCUGGUAUAGGCAAACCCGGCUAGAUACAGAAGAGCCAUGAGCUAUCCACCAACCA
Neurospora hispaniola is the source of this 688-nucleotide messenger RNA. RefSeq lists its product as uncharacterized. The coding region runs from base 265 to 642 and encodes 125 amino acids. The transcript has a single exon. NCBI's taxonomy places the organism in Eukaryota, Fungi, Ascomycota, Sordariomycetes, Sordariales, Sordariaceae. The record is from RefSeq and is a predicted model, not a curated record.